GAGGUUGUGGAUGGAUAAUGAGACCUUUUGUGACUCCUAGGUGUUUCAGAUCCUGGAGGUAAGUCCCUAAAACUAUCUGAGUUCAUCUUAGAAAGGAGUGUGAUGAUGUCAUCCCAGGAAUGCAGUUAAGGUUUGGUCCUGCUGUAGAAGAACCUGCGGAGAGUCACACACUGGCUGUCAUAAAUGAGUGGACCAGGAAUGGGCAGGAUGUCUAGCAUGGUGGGAGUUACCCUGCUCAGAAGGCUGCCUUUUGUCUGACUUCUAGGAUCACACAGAGCCUACGCUGUGGAUGUUGAGUAGCCCGGCACGGAGAGCAACAGGUUUGACCAUACCCUGCUGGGCCCAGGAGUCAUGCCAGACACACCAGUGGAGGACGCCCUCUUCCAAAUCAUACACUGCUUCCACCACUAUGCUUCCCGGGAAGGGGACGUGGAGACCUUGUCCCUGGAGGAGCUGAAAGCCCUCCUCCUGGAUAGUGUGCCUCGCUUCAUGGACACCUUGGGCCGCAGGCAGACAUACUACAUCACAGAGCUGUUUCGGGUGGCUGACAAAAACAAGGACAACCAGAUCUGCUUUGAUGAGUUCCUGUACAUCUUGGGCAAACUGGUGAAGGACUAUCACCUGCAGUUCCACCGGCAACUGUGUGCACACUACUGCGCCCAGCACAGCCUCUACUAGAGAGAGGACAGGCAGUGUCUCACCACUGGAGUCUGUCCCGGGAGGCAGACUCUAUGAGUGGCUUACAGAACUCAGCCAUGUAUUUCUUCUUAUGUGUGCACACAUGUGUACAAAAAAUAUUGCAAAUAUUUCUAGGAAGUACUUAUGGCAUGGGUCCGGGUAUCUACUAAUGUUCAGUAAAAGACGUUUAGUCUUCA
Molecule: messenger RNA, 875 nt
Organism: Cricetulus griseus (Chinese hamster)
Lineage: Eukaryota; Metazoa; Chordata; Mammalia; Rodentia; Cricetidae
Source: RefSeq, a predicted model, not a curated record